Molecule: messenger RNA, 2003 nt
Organism: Xiphophorus maculatus (southern platyfish)
Lineage: Eukaryota; Metazoa; Chordata; Actinopteri; Cyprinodontiformes; Poeciliidae
Product: ADP-ribosylation factor 1-like
Exons: 6
Coding region: 189-728 (179 amino acids)
Biological process (GO): vesicle-mediated transport; intracellular protein transport
Cellular component (GO): cytoplasm; plasma membrane
Molecular function (GO): GTP binding; GTPase activity
Source: RefSeq, a predicted model, not a curated record
CGUGUUUCCUUCCACCGUGGAUCUGGCUGACAGCUGCUGAGAUGACCGUGGAGACGAGAAACGCGCCCACAGUGUUGGAGGAAACACGGAGACCCGGACAGUCCUGCAACCUGAACCCGGACAGUACCAACCCGAACCCGGACAGUCCUGCAGCCUGAACCCGGACAGUACCAACCCGAACCUCCGUCAUGGGAGCCAUCAUUUCUCAGAUCUUCUCCAUGUUCACCUCAAAGUUUCCCGUCCGGAUUUUAAUGGUGGGUCUGGAUGGUGCAGGUAAAACCACUUUGCUGUACAAACUGAAGCUGGGCAAUGUGGUCACCACCAUCCCGACCAUCGGUUUCAACGUGGAGACGGUGGAGCACAGUAACAUCAGUUUCACAGUUUGGGAUAUUGGUUAUCAUCACAUGCUCAGACCGCUGUGGAGGCAUUACUACGGCAACACGCAGGGUUUUAUUUAUGUGGUUGACAGCAGCGAUUCAGAGAGGAUUAAAGAGGCCACAGAAACGCUCCUUAUGCAGCUGGAGGAGGAUGAGCUGAGGGACGUUCCAGUUCUGGUUUUUGCUAACAAACAGGACUUACCCAGAGCCAUGUCUGUCGAUGACAUCACAGAGGCUCUCAGCCUAUCAGGAGUCCGGCAGCCGUGGUUCGUCCAGUCGUCCUGUGCCGUCAGCGGCGCCGGUCUGGUGGAGGGACUGGACUGGCUCUCCGACCAGAUCCUGAAGAAGUAGCUGCUGCUGAGACGCUCUGAUUUCUGACGUUCCUGCUGAGUCCUGAAGGCACCAGGCGGCCGCUGGCGCCGUUUACCUGGAGAAACCUGAAGGAUCAGCUGAGAAAACGUCCAAACCUGUAAAACUGUCGCACUUUUUCUCUGAAAAGAGACAACCAGAAACUAUUUGAGUUUUUUUAUUUGGGUUUGGAAUAGUUGAGAUAUUUACAUAUUGCUGUAAGAUUUAAUAUUAUUCCUUGAAGGUUUUUUGAUUCUUCCUACAACGUUUGCAUUACCAGUCACCAGCUGUUUAUUUUGGGUGAUUUUACAACAGGUUUUGUGGUAAGUUGACCUAAAAAGGAGAAAAAUAUGCCUCAAUGUGCUUUAAUUUUCUGCAGGUAUUACACUAAUAUUUUAUGAAACUGUAUUUAUUGUGAAAACCAAAUGUUGAUAUAAUAAAAGCCAGAAGAAGCUAAAUCAUAUUGUCUUAUUUUGACAGACUCUUAGUUGCACAAGUAUGAUUGUAAAAAAUAAAUAAGAAGUCAUCAUUUUUUACCAAAUUUAAGUUUUUAUUCUUUCAUGUGUUUUAUGGUUUGUUAAGUUGAUACUUCCAACUAAAUUAGACAAUCAGAAAUGUAUUUAUUAUUUGGGUUUGGAAUAGUUGAGAUAUUUACGUGACUCUUUUUUUCUAAGAAUUUUUCUGAUGAUUUUCUUGCUUCUCUGCACAACUUUGUGCUCCAACAGAUGAUAUUUUUGGGUGUUUUUACAACAAAUUUGAUGGAGGUUCACAAAAAACUAGAAAAAUAAACGUGCUUCAUUUCUCAGCAGAUAUUACUGCUGAUUACAGAAGAUAUUACUCUUAUGAAACUUUGCAUUUAUUGUGAAAUCUGAAUGUCAAUCAUUUGCUGAUAGAUUUUAUAUUGUCCUUGAUGGUUUCUUGCUUCAAACAUUCAACAUUUUGCACUUCCAAUCAAAUGUUUUCUUUUAUUUUUACAAAUUUGAUGGUAAAUUUAUAAAAAAGAAGAAAAACAAACCAAUGUGCUUUAUUUUUCAGCAUAUAUUAUACUAAUUUCUUUUGAUACUCUAUUUAUUGUGAAAUCUGUAAAUUAUUUACAAAGAGAUUUAAAAUUUUUACGUUUUCUUGCUUCUCUAUGCAACUUUGUACACUAACAGAUUUUAUUGGUUGUUUUUAGAAUUUAAAUGCAUUUAAAAAAUUAGAAAAAUAAACAGAUUUGCUUUGUUUUUCUACAUGUAUCACAGUGUGCUAUGAAACUGUAUGAUAAAAUCUGAAUGCCAA